Carassius gibelio (silver crucian carp) is the source of this 1537-nucleotide messenger RNA. RefSeq names its product zinc finger protein 239-like. The record is from RefSeq and is a predicted model, not a curated record. NCBI's taxonomy places the organism in Eukaryota, Metazoa, Chordata, Actinopteri, Cypriniformes, Cyprinidae. The coding region runs from base 175 to 1065 and encodes 296 amino acids. The transcript has 3 exons. Gene Ontology annotation, molecular function: RNA polymerase II cis-regulatory region sequence-specific DNA binding; DNA-binding transcription factor activity, RNA polymerase II-specific. Gene Ontology annotation, biological process: regulation of transcription by RNA polymerase II.
CCAGAAACCUGGAGAAUAAAACACGAGGAACCAGAAACCUGGAGAAUAAAACAUGAUGAACCAGAAACCUGGAGAAUAAAACAAGAGGAACCAGAAACCUGGAGAAUAAAACAAGAGGAACCAGAAAGAGGAUUUACACAAGCUCCAGUCUGGAUCCAGAACACCUGAGAAGAGAUGAUGCUGACCUUCAGAGGACCCCAGAUGAUGCUAUCCCUGAAUCAACAAACAGAACUAACAAACAUUGCUACAAAGUUAAUUGAAGAAAAAGAGGAGAAAGAAGAAUCAAGUGAAGUUGAGGAGAAAAGUCACGUCAAAACUGGAGGAAAACCUUUGAGUUUGAAAGUACAUCAGAAAACACACACUGGUGUGAGAGAGUACAUGUGCUUCGAGUGUGAAAAGACUUUUAGUUUAGCAAGCAGAUUAAAACUGCACCAGAGGAUCCACACUGGAGAGAAACCUUACAGGUGUUCACACUGUGACAAGAGAUUCAGUGAUUCAUCAAAUCUGAAAACGCAUGAGAGGAUUCACACUGGAGAGAAACCUUAUAAGUGUUCACACUGUGACAAGAGAUUCAGUUAUUCAUCAUAUCUGAAAACGCAUGAGAGGAUUCACACUGGAGAGAAACCUUAUAAGUGUUCACACUGUGACAAGAGAUUCAUUAAAUCAUCAGGUCAGAAAACACAUGAGAGGAUUCACACUGGAGAGAAACCUUACAAGUGUUCACACUGUGACAUGAGAUUCAGUAAAUUAUCAGGUCAGAAAACACAUGAGAGGAUUCACACUGGAGAGAAACCUUAUAAGUGUUCACAUUGUGACAAGACAUUCAAUGAUUCAUCAUCUCUGAAAACGCAUGAGAGGAUUCACACUGGAGAGAAACAUUAUAAGUGUGCACACUGUGUCAAGACAUUCAAUGAUUCAUCAUCUCUGAUAACGCAUGAGAGGAUACACAUUGGAGAGAAACAUUAUAAGUGUGCACACUGUGACAAGACAUUCAGUGAUUCAUCAUCUCUGAAAAUGCAUGGGAGGAUUCAUACUGGAGAGAAACUUUAUAAGUGUUCACACUGAGACAAGACAUUCAAUGAUUCAUCAUCUCUGAAAACACAUGAGAGGAUUCACACUGGAGUGAAACCAGAAACCAUAUAAGAGAUUCUUAUAUUCAGACUCUUAACUUUAAUAGAGAAUAUAUCUUUGGAUGAGAGACUAUAGACUUUUGCAACUUUACAGAUCUUCUUUAUUCAACAAGAGCUUGAAACACUAAAACAAUACAAGUUCCAUUAUAACCAGUAAAACCAUUAAAACCAUUGGCAUUUCCAGCAGGUUAGUAUAAGCAUGGAAAUGGUCUGCCUGGAUGCCUAAUAAUUAUAAUAAAAACAUAGCUUGUUUUAUCUACUGUUUAAUUAAUUAAAAAAAAUAGUCUGAGCACAUCAACAGUCAUAUGUAAAAUGAAAUAGGAUUAACUCUGUCCAUUAAUGUAAUUUUGGAUUUUACAUUUCUUUAAGCAUUAAAUAAAAAUGACUUUAUGAGUUAUUGCUUUGAA